This is a messenger RNA of Trypanosoma rangeli, 6675 nucleotides long. Its product is annotated as putative protein kinase. Lineage: Eukaryota; Euglenozoa; Kinetoplastea; Trypanosomatida; Trypanosomatidae. The transcript has a single exon. Gene Ontology annotation, cellular component: myosin complex. The coding region runs from base 1 to 6675 and encodes 2224 amino acids. Gene Ontology annotation, molecular function: cytoskeletal motor activity. The record is from RefSeq and is a predicted model, not a curated record.
AUGUCCCAGCAACGGCAAGAGCAAAAACCAUGGGCCAUCACGUUGCCACAUGCGGCGUGGAUGUGGAAACCGCGAUCAAAAAAGGUUAUUGAGCAUAACUUUGGCGAUGUGGCGGCGUCCUUCUUGGGUAUGCGGCUACUGGGGGCGCAGAAAUGGAAGCGACGCUACGUGUUUGUAGAAGGAGACACCAUCUGCUACGGAAGGAGCGUUGGACAACGGGACAAGGUAAUUCCGUUGGAAAUUGUACAGGCUGCGAAUUACGCCACACACGAUGUUCUGCUGGUCGCAAAGGCACCCAGCGCAAUGGCUCAGUUUGGGUGGUUUAUGCUCAUUAAAGGUAAAGAGUUACUGUUUUGUUGCGAGAAUGACAGUGCACGGGAGGAAUGGGUGACAUUUAUCCUUGCUAGGCUUAGGCUCAUAAGCGGGAUGACGAAGCCGGCGCUUCUUACGGCAAUGGGUGAGAACAGUCAAACAGUCCCGCCUUUGAUAGCUAAUUGUAUUGAGGAGCAGCGGGGUGGUGCAGCAGAGGGUGGCCAAGUCUUUCAUAUGAACCUCGCACAAUCGGUGGAUGCCUUCGAGCUCAAAGGCCAAAUAGAAGAGGGCUCUUCACGAGUCCUUGGAGAAGCGGUGCGGCAUGAAUCCCAACCACACGUGGGAGCUCAGGAUGACAAGGAUGCCGACACGCUGGGGCACCUACUUUCCUUUGGAAACACAAAAGACCUUGUUGAGGACGCCAUCAGUGAUAAGGAUGGGCACGCCAGCUACACCACACCCAUGUCUCAGACGAUGGACGUUGUGCAGGGGGAGACAUUGGCGGAUGUGCACGCUUUUGCUCUUUUACCCUACGCCCAAGAGCGCUACUCACACAUUGCGUACAAGCUGGAGUCUUUCUCGCGGCAUUUACAGCACGGGGAUAACAUCCAAAACGUUGUCUUUUCUCGUUGUGUGGAAAAGAUUGGGAAACACGACACGACACAGGAACGGGACCUCCUCCUGACGCCGCAGUACUUGUACUUGUUCGCCCGAAAAAAACUGACGGGCAGGGUGCAUUCGCGGUGCGUUGACACCAACCAGAUUGCGGGUGUCAUUGCGAGCAUCACCGAGACCAACCUUCUGGCCAUCAUUGUACCAUGCUUUCAUGAUAUUCUUAUUCGGUUUCACAGUCAAAAUUCACAUCUGGGUGGAACGAAGGCGAGUGUGAAAAUUCAGCUCAUUGCACACUUGUACAAGAUUCAUUUGGGGCAGAAAACCGGACGACGUUUUCUUUUCCGUGAGGUGGAGAACGUGCGGGCCGUUAUACGGCGCGGCGUGGAGGAGCCCCACAUGCCGCUGAUAUCGUACCCGGAGGAUCGCAUGCAAGUGGGGACAAACAAGUCACUUUUUCCCUUAUUUAGCAUCCACGCGGAGUCUCUUGUGUUUUGGUCCUCCAUGAUCACACGGGUGGAGGAGGACCGCCGAUUGCAACUCUGCGCGCUUGCCAUCACCGAUGGAGCUGUGUAUCUUCUUAGUGAGACACUAGUAAAGGUCACUCACCGGAUUCCGUUACCAGACGUACAUGACGUGAAGUUUGAUGUGGAUUCCCAGACGGUACUGCUUCACAGCACCGAGGUUGACGCCCUUUUCAAGGUUCAUUCUAGUGUGGAGUUUAUUCGCCUCAUUGAGCUGCUACCUGAAGUGGUAAUGCAGUACUGUGGGGUGAAAAUACCUGCCACGGCGUCGAAGCAGUUGUACGCCCACGCCCGAUUUGCGGAGCCAGGGGGACGGGAGGAGUCAAUAGGUGGCUUAUCGUCGCUUGGUGCCGUUAGGGAGCACCUAAAUCUUCCCUCGCGGGUGUUGUCCUCCAUGCAUCCAGUGCGUUUUAAGACGUAUUUUGGUAAACAACACACUAACAGUGCAGAGGCACCUGAGGUGCAUAAUACGGAGGACGCGAGCGGUAGUUGGCUUAGCAAGAGACUCGGUAGUCGUGCCUACUUGGCGCACUACCGCUUUGUUGAGGAACUUGUUGUGGAUUUUGACGAUGAGGCAAGCAUGCUUGCAAAUAUUCCAUCCACUGCGGCCGACGCAUUGACGCUCAAUGGGCCCUUCGCAACAGAUCUUGGUCUUGGGUCGAUUCAGUGUUCUCUGAUUUGCAGUGAUCUGGACGUGAAGUCGCUUCCCACCGGCAUCAUCUUGAGCCCUGGGCUGCUGAGCAAACAUGGUACUCGGCGAGUGGUUUGCGUUUCCACGCGAGGGAUUGUGCUGCUAAAUCACCAUGAUGGAGUGGGAAAACUAUGCCGCACGUUUAAAGACCUCUUGUGGGGACGCAAAGGCUCUGUUGGCGCCGAUGUGAUGCCAACCGAUAGUGUUCGUACACACGAUCCUAGAGUGCUGGUGUUUCUUUCCUGGCCCGACGUUGUCGGCCUUGUCCGCUGUUAUCCAGGGCAGGGGACAAUUAUUGGUGUGAUGACAGGCCCAGGUCAAUCCUGCGAUUACAUGCUGGACGUGGAGAGCGACUCCAGCGUGGACGUCUUUCUUCGUUGCUCUGCGUGGAAUUACGUUGAAGGACAUCGCCGUUCACAACAUGCGUACGAAAUGCUUCCACUUUUCAAGGUUCCGCAUGUGGAGAAUGUGCGGAAUGCAUUGAAAAACAGUGUCUUUGACUCGAAACCCAUCCUUGCGCUUCGCCGCCCACUCAAACACCAUGCUGGCGAUGAAUUGGGCCUCGCAGUUGUGCCCAACAUUGCUGAGGCCUGUCGUAGUUUUGGGGACAACACGAUUUACUUCUCUGGUGCGGCCUGGCGCUACGAGGCCGCUGCACCCAAGACGGAGCGUAGGAAGAAUCGUACGGCGGGGCCGGAGACGCGCGAGGUGAGCCACUCCGCACAGGAAACGCAUAAGAUGUUUAUUAUUGUCCUCACCAACUGUGCCAUUUACUGGUGCACGGAUGGUGAUCUCGGGAUCCUGCAACGCACCGAGCUGCUCGCGCUGGGGGAGGUGUAUCUGAGCCCAGUAGAGCCGGAUGCUCUGCUGAUCACGGUUCCAAAGGAGUAUGACAUGUACUUUCGCAUUGACGGUCGCGGAAAAGAGUUCCUCGCGCGGCUGCAGGAUGCGUACGCGGCGUGGACAGACUACCAUCGGCACCUUCCACACGAGUCACGGGGCAGCUAUCAGAAUGUUCCCGAUGGCGAGCUGCCAACAACGACUGUGUCCAAUCGUACUUCUCUGGGUCAAUUAGCAAAACUAUCGCACUUUGCCGAGUUGCAGGCAAACUUCAGUUCAGGGGAAACGAGGACAAGGAUGGAGCUCAUGCACCGCCGCUACCUCGCGGUUGCCCUAUCCAAGUACGAGGCUGCGUUGGUGAUGACCAUCAAGCGGAAGCUCUCCUGGGCGAAGGCAUACAAGAGCCUUAGUGCCGCAAAGACGACACUGGAGUUUUCACACCGGCGUGCCUAUUCCUUUUCUCUUCGAACUAGCACGCACCCAGAGAUGGAGCAAGCACAAAUGCGUCUCCAUGAGUUUUGUUCCAUGAAGGAGAUUCUGGAGCGCAUGCAACAGGCGGCGGCCACGGAGGAUUUGGCCACGUAUGAGGCGGCAUCUGAAAAGGCACAGCAAUAUGCACCUCUCCUUGCCUUUGUAGAGGAAAGCCGCGAGGUUCAUGAAGCCUUGGCAAAAAGAACUGUUGCUCUUGUCAAUAUUACGACGUUUAUCGAUAGUGACACGCGGCUGCCAUUGCAAGAGUCGGCGGACACACUUCAGGCGUUGUUUGUAGCUGCGAUGGAGGCCGGGGUCCAGCCUGACAUGCUGGACAAGCUACGCCGUCGCGUGGAUUUGCGAACUCAGCAGGAGGCGUUCCUGGCGCAGCUACAGGCGCACAGUAUGGCUGUUGCCACUGGGACUGAAAAACUUCAGUCGGUGAAGCUGCUACUGCUGCUCGCUGAGGCGGCACGUCAGCUUGAGGUUCCCGUCUCGGCUGUUGAGACGGCGUUUUCAGGGCUUCCGCGUGCGGUGUCUCGCGGCGAGGGAAAAACGCAGCGGCAGUUACCACUACAGCAACAGGAACAAAACGCGCGGAGUGUGAUUGUGGCGACGUGCGAUGCCAUUGAAGUGGCCGUUUCAUUGGGCAAUGCCACUUUGCUACAAGAUGUUCUUCGGCUUGCAGAGCGGUCUCCCUGCGAGGAGGUGAAAGCGCGGGCUCGGUGGGGGCGGGAGCAGCUUGGUCUGCGUCGUAAGCAUCUGGCAACCCAUCGCUUGCCACCCCGUCUCAUGGAGCAUAUCGUGGUUCGCCGGCAAUCCCGCGAGUGGGGUGCUGGCGAGGUCCACAAGCUGCGUGACGCAUGUGCAGAGGCACUGCGGGAGCUGCCAGUGGAUGUUCCAUUUAUGCUGCGCGAUCGUCAGCUGUUGCAGUCGCAACUACACCUUCUUGAGGAGGAGGAGCACCGCCUCAUUCUACGUGACUCCUUACAAACGCAAGCUGAACAGGACGGGGACCGCUACAUGGAGGAACUACAAAAAAAAGAGGUAGACGAACGACAUGCCACACAAGAGCGGGGACGUCAGCAAGUGGAGAUGAUUGGGCAGUGGCGUAUGGAUUACCUGUUGAUAUGGCAGGGCCGCACCAGCAAGCUGUGUGCCUCGAUGCGCGAGAGUAUUCGUUUGGGUAACACGGAAGAGGCGCGGAGGUGCAUAGGACAGUGCGUUUUUUUUCAGAAGAAGAUUCAGGAGGGGUUAUUAAACUAUAAUAGCUGCCGGACGCAUGUAUGCGAUGCGCAGCAGAUGACUGAGAAAAUUCUCAACGACCUCAAGAUGGCCGCCGCGCGUGGCCAGGCGUUUCUGGCGGGCCAUGAAGAGGAGGCGGAGCCCUACGUCUCUCCCGUUACUAGGAACAAUGACGCGGAGGUCGCUGCAGCGGAGAAUCUGGGCGAGGAAGUGGUGGAAGGGCGAGGGAUGGUGGUGGCUGCGGUUCCACCAGAGCUAUUGGUGUUGAUUGAAGCGCACAAGGCGAAGGAGCUGGUGACGUAUGUGCGUUUGCAUGCCUCUGAGCUGAAUGCAGAAACCAUUGUCAAAGUACGAGAGCUGUGGUCGGCCUCUCGCGAGCGACGCCAGUGGGUGGCUAAGCUGCACCGCGCCAUCCACACCGCUUUCGCGCUAAAAAAUCGGGAGAUGCUUCAAACGCACAUUGACGCAGCAAAGUCGUUUGGGUACAUGGACGAUGUUGUGGAAGGUGCCAUGGAAGUCGUCGCGGCAAUGGAGGCCCAACAGUACGCGACGCCAGGCGCCGGCAGUGGCAGCAGAAGUCCUUCUCCGGAACUGGGGCUGGACGCGUCACAGGAUGAGACGCCGCGUACCUUUACGCUUUCUCGCGUGUAUGACGCGCGCUCUAGCGACGCGGCGGAACGAUUACUUGGGCAACUGCAUGCCGUAACGCUGGAGAUGCUGCAGCCCACUGAACCGGGCCUUUCUUUGUCAAACGCCUGCUUGCAAGAGCGACGGCAUAAACGCAUGAUGGAUGUUGCUCAGUUGUGGCAUGACGUGUUUCAUCACCGCCUAAAACCGUCUGGCGGCGUGUUCCGCCGAAAUGAGCGUGAUUGCUUUGACUUUUUGCAUUUUGUCAGCCAACACAACACUUCACGCGACCACUCAGAUUUUUACACAAACCGUUUACUGAGUGACUUUGGGCGUGUCAAGAAGUAUAACACCACCCAAGGGCGGAGCAGCAGCUUCCUGCUUAUUGCCUACAUGUUUCAGCGGAAGCUGUUGGAGCGGAUACUUCACGAAAUUGCCCAGCUUGGUGCAAAAGUGCGAGGCGAGGUUCUCUGUGAGGAUGCCUUGCUAAACCAAAGCCUCCCGGACUUGUUAGCACUGGCUCGCAUGGGGGAGCAGGCGGAAUGGUCAGUGAUGGUGAGUGAGGCCCCGGAUGGGGUCGUCGUGAACGCAAACACGUCGUUUACGCUCAUGUCGAUCGUGGAUGAAACACCUGCAGAUGAGCUCACGAACAGCGUUGCAAGGGGGAAGCAGCAGGGGACGUGCGAGGUGCCCCGAAAGGCGGCGUUGCAAAGCUGUGCAGAGUUGAUGCGCUCUGCGACGAGUGUGUUGUCAAAUUAUUUUUCGGGGAAGUUUGCGGCGCUGGGCGUGUGCCCGUCCGUCGAGGAUGCCCGUGCAAUAUUUGACGAGGGGGUACACAGAGAGAUCGGUCUAAUUGUACAGGAACAUCUGCUUCCUGCUGUGGUGGCGCUGAUGCGCGCGGGUUUCCGCCCUAUCUACCACUUGGUGCGGACCCGCCGUGUGUGGGAUGCCGUGUUGGAGUUCGGUGCGUGUCUGCAGCAUGGCUCCAGGGACCUCAGUGGGGUCUCGGUAUCCGGCGUCAUCCCGCUUGUGGAGGCAGUCACAGAUGUUACGGGCCGACAACGCACAAAACUUCAGCGCCUAAGUGAAGAUGAACUGGCAGACCUGCGGCUACGCAUGCUCUUAAUCGAAUGCCUCAACCGCAACGUACUUGCCGCGUUCCUGCGGAUAUUCUUUCAAGGCGAGGAGGGCACGACCUGCUGGGCGAACGGCGACGGGGUGUGGAAGUUCUACGAUCGCGAUCGCUGCGUCUUCUACCCGCCGGAGGAUGCAGGAACGCAGGAGCUGAUGGAGGUUGUCACCCGGCUGUCUGAGCUGCCGUUUGUUUUGUUUGUUGACCGGGAGCUGUGGUGA